AGUAGUCGGAGCAAAAAGACGACUCCGGAGUGGAACCCUAACCCGACCACCUACCGCACUAUAUAAGCUUAUCAUUUGACGACUAUUAGAUUUCAAGCGCCUCUUCUCCUCUACUCAGGCACAGGGACUCCAGGGUUUUCAGAAUACAACGAUAAUGGUGAACGUUCCCAAGACAAAGAAAACAUACUGUAAGAGCAAGGAGUGCCGAAAGCACACUUUGCAUAAGGUUACACAAUACAAGAAGGGCAAGGAUAGCCUUGCUGCACAAGGGAAAAGGCGUUAUGAUCGCAAGCAGUCAGGUUAUGGAGGUCAGACAAAGCCUGUUUUCCACAAGAAGGCCAAAACUACUAAGAAGAUUGUUCUGAGGCUGCAAUGUCAAGGUUGCAAGCAUGUGUCUCAGCAUCCAAUUAAGAGAUGCAAGCAUUUUGAGAUUGGUGGAGACAAGAAGGGGAAGGGAACUUCUCUUUUCUAAAUGCUAUUUUAUGGGUAUGCUUUUGGUUGUGUUGCACUGUUAGGACUUGAGACCUUUACUGGAACUGGAGCAAAUCCAGAGUUUUUGUUCACUUUAUUUUGUUGGUUUCUUAGGUUGCCAUUUCUAGACAUCUACUGCUAGUUUACAAUUUUAAUUGACUUAAUAGCAAUCCUUUCUAGUCAGAAUUCACAAAGCUA
Molecule: messenger RNA, 669 nt
Organism: Hevea brasiliensis (rubber tree)
Lineage: Eukaryota; Viridiplantae; Streptophyta; Magnoliopsida; Malpighiales; Euphorbiaceae
Product: 60S ribosomal protein L44
Exons: 4
Coding region: 155-472 (105 amino acids)
Biological process (GO): translation
Cellular component (GO): ribosome; cytosolic large ribosomal subunit
Molecular function (GO): structural constituent of ribosome
Source: RefSeq, a predicted model, not a curated record